AUGCAGGGAGCUCACCAGCAGGGGGCGCCCCUUGUGUCUCUGCAGGAGGACGAAGUCCCGCCCCAAGCCGGGCCGGGGAUAACCUCGACCCUGGUGCUGUCGGUCUUCACGGCCGUGCUGGGGUCCCUGCAGUGCGGGUACAACAUCGGUGUGAUCAAUGCCCCCCAAAAGAUCAUCGAGCAGAACUAUAACGCCACCUGGCUGGCGCGGCACAACGCGUCCAUCGACCUCGCCACGCUCACCACCCUCUGGUCCCUGUCGGUCGCCAUCUUCUCCAUCGGGGGCAUGAUCUCCUCCUUCCUGGUGGGGGUCGUCUCCGAGUGGCUGGGCAGGAAGCGGGCCAUGAUUAUCAAUAAUGCCCUGGCCUUCCUGGGAGGGGCCCUCAUGGGGCUGGCCAAGCUGGGCUGCUCCUACGAGAUGAUGAUCCUCGGCCGGUUCCUGAUUGGUGCCUACUCAGGGCUGGUUUCUGGCUUGGUCCCCAUGUACGUGGGUGAAAUUUCCCCCACCCACCUGCGGGGGGCGCUGGGGACCCUGCACCAGCUGGCCCUCGUCAUCGGGAUCCUCAUUGCCCAGGUGUUUGGGCUGGACUCCCUCCUCGGCACCCCCGAGCUCUGGCCCCUGCUCCUGGGUCUGACCGUGGCCCCCUCGGCCCUUCAGCUGGUCAUGUUCCCCUUCUGCCCCGAGAGCCCCCGGUACCUCUACAUCAUCCGCAACAAGGAGUCCAAGGCCAAAGAGA
Molecule: messenger RNA, 736 nt
Organism: Terrapene triunguis (Three-toed box turtle)
Lineage: Eukaryota; Metazoa; Chordata; Testudines; Emydidae
Product: solute carrier family 2, facilitated glucose transporter member 4-like
Exons: 5
Biological process (GO): cellular response to insulin stimulus; monosaccharide transmembrane transport
Cellular component (GO): membrane
Molecular function (GO): hexose transmembrane transporter activity
Source: RefSeq, a predicted model, not a curated record